Messenger RNA from Danio aesculapii, 2526 nucleotides. RefSeq names its product zinc finger protein 664-like. Lineage: Eukaryota; Metazoa; Chordata; Actinopteri; Cypriniformes; Danionidae. Bases 135 to 1172 code for a protein of 345 amino acids. The record is from RefSeq and is a predicted model, not a curated record. The transcript is spliced from 3 exons.
CGCGCAUGCGCGGUGCGGAGGUUUACUACAGCUGUUGACACGUUCGCGGCAGGAACAUGGCAGCGUACAGAGCUCCUCCCUUUUCGUGUUGAGAUCUCCGGGCUGAUACACACUUGGAAACUCCAAGAUUUACUAUGAAAAAGAUGGACUUUAUUAUAGUGGAGAUUGAUGAUCUGAGUGAUCCAGAACCGUCCAGAAUUAAUCAUGAAGCUAAUAAGGAACAAACAGACUGGAUGAAGUUGAAUGAGCAAAGACAAGACCUGAAUGAAGAGGAUGAGAAAUGUGACUCCAACCCUGAAGGAAUAAAAGCAGAACAUCUGCACGGCUGUCCUCAGUGUGAAAGGAGUUUCACGAGCAAAGAAAACCUGAACAUGCACAUGAACGUUCACAGUGGAGAGAAUCUGUACAUCUGCACUGAAUGUGGAAAGAGUUUCUCACAGCUGGACGGUUAUAAUCUGCACCAGAACACACACAAUGAAGCGAGAGAUCAUGCGUGUUUGGAGUGUGGGAAGAGCUUUUCUACAGCCGACAAUCUGAAACGGCACAAAAUCAUCCAUGCAGGAGAAAAACCUCACAAGUGCUCAUACUGUGAGAAGAGUUUCAACCAAUCGGUACAUUUGAGAAGACACGAGCGAAUUCACACUGGGGAAAAGCCGUAUCACUGCACUCACUGUGGAGAGAGUUUCAGAUAUAGGACCGAUCUCAAUAAUCAUCUGCGCGUUCACACUGGAGAAAAGCCGUUCACCUGUGAGCAGUGUGGUAAUAGUUUUAGAUCAUCUGCAAAUCUAAAGCUACACAUGACGAUUCACACAAAUGAGAAGCCUUAUGCAUGUCCGUUGUGCGAAAGGAGAUUUUCGCGCUUGAACGCUUGUCAACGGCACCAGAAAAUACAUGUUGAGGAGAAAAAUCAGGUGUGUUUGGAGUGUGGGAAGAGCUUUAUUAGAGCCGAACAACUGAAAAACCACCAAAGGAUACACACUGGAGAAAAACCCUACAAGUGCUCCUACUGUGAGAAGAGUUUUAGUUGGUCUUCAAAUCUGAAAUCGCAUGAGCGAGUUCACACUGGAGAGAAGCCGUAUUACUGUCCUGCAUGUCAGAAGAGUUUUAGAUCAUCACAGAAUCUUCUCAAUCACACCAGGAAAUGUCACACCCUCACAGUGAGCAUUGUUUAGUUUUAAUAUUGAAGUACGUUGCUUGAGACGAGCUUAAGUUGGUCUCAAUUAGCUGAAAUGCUCUGAGAACUAGAUAUACUUGUUCCUGAUAAGUUUUUCCAGGGCAUGGUGGCUCAGUGGUUAGCACUGUGGCCUCACAGCAAGAAGGUUGCUGGUUCGAGUGCCCGCUGAGUCAGUUGGCAUUUCUGUGUGGAGUUUGCAUGUUCUCCCCGUGUUGGCGUGGGCUUCCUCCUGGUGCUCCGGUUUCCCACACAGUCCAAACACAUGCGCUAUAGGUGAAUUGGGUGAAGCCAAAUUGGCCAUAGUGUAUGAAUGUGUGUAAAUGUGAGCGUGUAUGGGUGUUUCCCAGUACAGGGUUGCAGUUGGAAAGGCAUCCGCUGUGUAAAACAUACGCCGGAAUAGUUGGUGGUUCAUUCCGCUGUGGCGACCCCUGAGAAAUAAGGGACUAAACUAAAGGAAAAUGAAUGAAUUGUUUUUCAAGAAAAUAAUGAUUGCAGUCUGAUUACCUUAAAUCUUUCCUUGCCUUUGUAUUUAUUUAUUGCUUGAAUAUUGAUAAUUGGUGCCAUUUAUUAUUACUUGCGUACACUUUGUGUUCUUAUUUUACACUUGUUUGUGUAGUUAAACAAUAAGUAGCUGUAAAAUAUUAAUCAAUAACUGUAAGCACUAUUAAGUUUUCACAUGAGUUUAUUGUCGGGAAUGUUGUAAUGUUGGAUUCUGGUCGAAUGUAUAGACUUUUUUCUUGGCUGCUGCAUGGAGGGCGCCAUAGCGGCCAGCGUCUUCUGGUAGAAUGUUUAGAACUUCUGUUUACAGCGUUUACAACCGGUAAUUUGCACUCUGAAAAUGGGUUUCAAUAGCGUGUUGAGUGGAUUACGGAGUGUUUUUGUGAUACACAACUUUGAAAGGCAUGUGUUAAAGCCGUUAUAAUCUGUCAGAUGUGGCUCAAGCGCGCGAAAAACGUUCUCCUAGUUCACGUGUCUGCCGUCAGAAAUACAGAGUGUGUGUGUUUCCCCGGCCUGUCAGCUGUUAGCUCAGCGGCUCCUUAAUACACACACACACACACACAUGCCACACGCAAUACUUCAUUGCAUUAUAGAGCAAACCAGAUUGCUAUCAUGAAACUUAACAGGUAUGUAAGUCAUGCAAUUUACAAAAAUGACCAAUAAAAGUGUGUGACUGAUACUCUGCUGGCUGAUUUGCAUGUUCAUUCUAAUCGCGAGCUGUUUAUCUUUCAGUGUGUUGUAUUCACCACAACAAGUGUGUUUGUGUUUUUCUGUCAUUUCAAAAUGUCAAUUUAUUUUCACUUUGUCACAGUUAGCAAUAAAACUUGGCAAUGCACACUUGGCAAUAAAACUGA